ACAAACAACGCCUACAAACACGAAACCCAUUCAGUAAAAUACAGUACUGCUGUGUGCCCUCAAUCACAAAAAGGUUUGAAAUGAACAAUAGAAACAAUGCGGAUAUCAUUUCCACCACGGCACAUAAUAUGAAAUUCAGAUCAAUUAAAUUGUCUACUAGAGGGGGAUGCUGUAAUCAUGACAGGCCGUCACUAAUCUGGAAUUAUACGCAUUAUUAAUUCCAGAAUAACCGAUUCUUAAUCAUCCUGGAGUGGAAAUUAACCAGAAGUGUUACGUAACUUUAUAUUUUUUCUACGAAAAGUGAGAAUACCGCUUCAUUCUAGUUGCGAUUCCCGCCGAUUCAUAUUACUAUAAUAAUAGCGCAAAAAAUAGGUUGCAACGGGGGCUACCCAAAAAGAGUGAGGCUUCAACGCAGAAAAAUAGCAUAAUGCACUGAUUCGGAAGGUGAAAAUAUUCAAGAAUAAGCCGGGAAUUGAUUUAGGUGUUCAACCCAUCUGUCUUUCUCAAUACUUCGGGAUUUUUAUAAGGAGGAAAUUCUAAUUCCACAAUAGGAGUAAUCAGAUUACUGACAACGAACGUACAUGCUUCAAAGUGACAGAUCUGGAUACAACUAAGGCAAAAACCAAGCCAGUAUUCGCAUUAUGUAUUUAUGGUAAACUGGGCUCACCACCUUUUAUCAUUCGAGUUGAUUGAAACCAAGAACGGAACACCAAAAACAUACCGUUUAGAGGCUGUGCGUGACAGUCAGCGGUUACUUUGUCACCAUGGCAACCGAGGGCAUCGCAACACUGCGUGACGAUGAGCCCGUGAUAUUGAACGGUCAGCUUUGCAAAGAGAAUCCUGAAAUCCCUAAAGUUGUUGUUGAGAGUGCAGAUAACUCGAGUUCGUUCGCAAGCUCCGUGCUAAAGGUGUUGUCUAUGCAGCGCUUUUACUCCAAUUCCGGGAGGAUGCCACGUGACACGUGGCUCGAGAAGUACACAUAUCGCAGAGCGACUGACGAUUGGGACUGGCGUCGACCCCUAAUGCGCAUGACCCCAUCACCAACCUCCCAGCCCCCCAGUCCGGCCUUGGAGAAGCUCGGGUCAGCUCAAAACGCACCUGACAUUGAAGCAGAACCCGCUGACCUGCCGCGCUCUCGAUGCAUCCCGCUUGUUCUGGAUCCUUCUGGAACUUUCUAUUUCCUGUGGCUGCUGACUGUGUCUUUAGGGGUGAUUUACAACUACUGGGCGCUCAUCGUGUACGUAGCGUUUCCAUCAGUGCACAAGGCGAACCUGAAGACGUGCAUCGCAGUUGAUUAUACGUUCGACUCCAUCUUCUUCCUGGACACCCUUGUCCAGUUCAGGGUAGGCUUCCUGGAGCAUGGUGUCAUGGUAGUAGGAUGCUGGAAGUUGACCAAAAAAUACGGCUGCUCGUUUGGGUUUAUGCUGGACUUGAUCUCAAUUCUGCCGUUUGAUGUGCUCUAUCUGUACCUUGGGGUCCUACCAAUUCUCAGGUUUAACCGGCUGUUUAAGGCUCACCGGUUUCUUUUAUUCUGCGACCGCGGUGAGAUUUACAGCGGUCGCCCGAAGUUGUUCAACCUCGCGAAGCUGAUCCACUACCUAUUUCUGAUCAUCCACUGGGUAGCCUGUGUCUACUUCAUCCUCUCGCGCUACGAGGGGUUUGGGACCGACGAAUGGUUGCAUCCCCGGCUUGAUGGACAACUGUCCAAACUCAGCAUGCAAUACCUUUAUAGCCUCUACCGGUCCAGUGUGAGUAUGACUACAGUAGGAGCCGGUGUGAUUGGCACCAUAGCCACGCCACGCACUGAGCUUACACUGUGUUUUGUGAUCGUCACCUAUCUGACUGGGGUGCUGAUUUUCGCUACUAUCGUGGGUAAUGCUGGAGACAUGAUUGUCGAAAUGAGGCGGUCCAGGGAACGUUACCUCAGAAAGUUGAAUGGGAUGAAGGAGUACAUCGAGGCGUAUCAACUUCCUGCUCAUCUCAAGAAACGCGUCAUCCACUGGUUCGACUACCUCUGGCGACACAAACGAGACAUGAACGAACAAGAGCUCUUUCACAAGCUUAACGACAACUUCAAAGCAGAGAUCGCUAUUCACGUCAACCUAGAUACACUCAUCCGCGUAGAGAUGUUCCACGACUGCGAUCCCGGGUUUUUGCACGAGCUGGUACUGAAGCUCCGACCGGUGAUUUGCUCGCCCGGGGAUUUCAUCUGCCGACAGGGUGAGAAAGGCCGGGAGAUGUAUAUUGUAAACAAAGGCUCCUUAGAGGUUUUGGAUGAAAAGGAGACGGUGCUCGCUACACUGUCAGCCGGAAGCCACUUUGGAGAGAUAAGUUUAUUGAAUAUGAAGGGGAUUGGAAACUUGAGGACAGCGUCUGUGAGAUCUGUAGGCUUCUCAGACUUGUUCCAGCUUUCAAAGACGGAUCUAGAGGAAGUGCUUGAGUUUUAUCCUCAAGCCAAGGAACAGAUGGAGCGGAUCGCUACACAGACGUACGAGAAACAGCAGCGUGAGAGAAUGGGGCAGUCCAAAAGCAAGGAGGACGACGCGGACGAAACAUUCCUGAGAGAAAGCGAUCCACGCAAAUGGCUGGCCGCAGACACGAAAACACUGCGUAGACGCCUAUCAUCAAUCGAAUCGAUAAACACUCUAAAAAAGUUCGCAGCAAGAGUACGACGAGAAAGGGAAUUAGGAGGACCGCAGGUCGAGGGCCCGCGUGACGUCCUACGGAGAUUCGCUCAAAAAGCGCGCGAAAAAAGAAGCGACGAGGAAUCGCGGAAAAUAGUCAACGAUUUUGUAGAGACGAUACGAGAGCGCGAAGCUAAAGAGUUGGAAGAGAGUUUUAAAUCGGGAGGGACAUCUUCAGAGAGUCUGUUCUCUUUGCAGAUGAAGUCGAGGAUACUGAAAAACAGGUUCUCCUACAGUGGAUCAGAACGAGAGACAGAUACUUCUCACACGCGCCCGCGAUCACUUUCCCUCGCUCACCCGCGGGAUAGCUCGGGAUCGACACCCGCGCUCGAGACUCUUGCCGUUCCACCUAAGCCAACGCUUGCAAAGCUUGCAUCGUAUGACGUGAACAGGGAUGUCAAAGUCAAACCACGCGUAUAUGCUUUAAAGGUGUUUGGAAAAGCUAAGUUAAGAGACGAAAGACCUUUGGAGCCUUCAAAGCCAACGAGAGCGCAGAGGCCUACGGUGCUUCCCUUGCCAAAUACAAGCCUGAAUUAUAGAUUGGCGGACAGUGUGGCAGCAAAGUUGUGUGAGGAGAAUCAACGUUUAAAGAUGGAGCGGAAGAGAAAGUGGUUUGAGGCAGCGACUAAAGUGAACGAGGAAGGACGGAAGAUGGGCAGAGAUGGAAGAGAAUGCGGUCAUAAUUGGCCAGCUAUUGCAAUAGUCAAUAAAUCAGCAGUUUGUGCGGAGGGGAUAGAGGAAGAAAAGCGGAAAAAGAAAGAAAAAGAGAUCGGUACAGUAGAGCAAACUGACAGUUAUAAGUUACAAGUUAUAAGUCAUGAAGGAGAAAAAGAUGGAGUCGCUGAAAGAGAAAAGGACGAUGCAAGCAAAAUAAAGAGCAAAGAAGUACAAGUAGAAUCAGGAAACAGAAAAAAUUCAGAUCAACAAAAUGGAAAACAAACAAAAGAAAAUAUUCACAAAAAGAAUAACCCAGUAGAAGAAAGCUACCCAGGUAAACCUCGAGUUAAUAACAAUGACUACAAUAAUACCACUACAGAACAAUCAGUAAAAACAAAACAGACCAAACAACAAGAAACAGAGGGAAGACGAGAGAGUAAGAAAAAUAGCAGUGGCAAACAGAAGAAUGUGCCGACAGCCUUAGCAGAAAGUAUGCAUUGUUCCUGCUCACUUCCACUGAAAACACAGGUGUCAGACCAGGCAUCCAAGGGCCGGGAAAUUCCUGGAAAAGAGAAGGAAGAACAAGAGACCAAAGAGACUGAACUGGCCAAUGACCCACAGGAUAAGGACGUUCCUGUUGCUGUAAAAGAUGAACAGACAGAUACAUGCUGCUAAUAACAAACCCUAAUAACACUAGCACAUGAUAUUUAUACACUUGUUUAAGUACAGUAAGGCUGCAUUAGAAUCUAUGUGGUGUAGAGAUUGCACUAGAAUCCAUAGGAUGUAGAGGCUGCACUAGAAUCCAUGUGUUGUAGAGGCUACACUAUAAUCCAUGUGUUGUACAGGCUGCACUAGAAUCCAUGUGUUGUAGAGGCUGUACUAGAAUCCAUGUGUUGUAGAGGCUGCACUAGAAUCCUUUUGUUGCCGUAGAGAUUGCACUAGAAUCCAUGUGAUGUAGAGGCUGCACUAGAAUCCAUGUGUUGUAGAGGCUGCACUAGAAUCCAUGUGUUGUAGAGGCUGCACUAGAAUCCAUGUGUUGUAGAGGCUGCACUAGAAUCCAUGUGAUGUAGAGGCUACACUAGAAUCCAUGUGAUGUACAGGCUGCACUAGAAUCCAUGUGAUGUAGAGGCUGCACUAGAAUCCAUGUGUUGUAGAGGCUGUACUAGAAUCCAUGUGUUGUAGAGGCUGUACUAGAAUCCAUGUGAUGUAGAGGCUGCACUAGAAUCCAUGUGUUGUAGAGGCUGCACUAGAAUCCUUUUGUUGCCGUAGAGAUUGCAAUAGAAUCCAUGUGAUGUAGAGAUUGCACUAGAAUCCAUGUGUUGUAGAGGCUGCACUAGAAUCCAUGUGUUGUAGAGGCUGCACUAGAAUACAUGUGUUGUAGAGGCUGUACUAGAAUCCAUGUGUUGUAGGAGCUGUACUAGAAUCCAUGUGAUGUAGAGGCUGCACUAGAAUCCAUGUGUUGUAGAGGCUGCACUAGAAUCCAUGUGUUGUAGAGGCUGCACUAGAAUCCUUUUGUUGCCAUAGAAAUUGCAAUAGAAUCCAUGUGUUGUAGAGAUUGCACUAGAAUCAAUGUGAUGUAGAGAUUGCACUAGAAUCCAUGUGAUGUAGAGGCUGCACUAGAGUCCAUGUGAUGUACAGGCUGCACUAGAAUCCAUGUGAUUUACAGGCUGCACUAGAAUCCAUGUGUUGUAGAGGCUACACUAUAAUCCAUGUGUUGUAGAGUCUGCACUAGAAUCCAUGUGUUGUAGAGGCUGCACUAGAAUCCAUGUGUUGUCGAGAUUGCAUUAGAAUCCAUGUGUUGUAGUGUCUGCACUAGAAUCCAUGUGUUGUAGAGAUUGCACUAGAAUCCAUGUGAUGUAGAGGCUGCACUAGAAUCCAUGUGAUGUACAGGCUGCACUAGAAUCCAUAUGAUGUAGAGAUUGCACUAGAAUGUGUUGUGGACAUGUGGGGGGGGGAGGGCAUUCUGUGCCAAACUAAUAGAGACACCAGCCUUUAGGGAUACUUUAGCACCACUGAUAGCUGAUAACUUCUAGCAUCACUGAUAGCUGAUAACUUCUAGCAUCAUUGAUAGCUGAUAACUUCUAGCAUCACUGAUAGCUGAUAACUUCUAGCAUCACUGAUAGCUGAUAACUUCUAGCAUCACUGAUAGCUGAUAACUUCUAGCAUCACUGAUAGCUGAUAACUUCUAGCAUCACUGAUAGCUGAUAACUUCUAGCAUCACUGAUAGCUGAUAACUUCUAGCAUCACUGAUAGCUGAUAACUUCUAGCAUCACUGAUAGCUGAUAACUUCUAGCAUCACUGAUAGCUGAUAACUUCUAGCAUCACUGAUAGCUGAUAACUUCUAGCAUCACUGAUAGCUGAUAACUUCUAGCACCACUGAUAGCUGAUAACUUCUAGCAUCACUGAUAGCUGAUAACUUCUAGCAUCACUGAUAGCUGAUAACUUCUAGCACCACUGAUAGCUGAUAACUUCUAGCAUCACUGAUAGCUGAUAACUUCUAGCAUCACUGAUAGCUGAUAACUUCUAGCAUCACUGAUAGCUGAUAAUUUCUAGCAUCACUGAUAGCUGAUAACUUCUAGCAUCACUGAUAGCUGAUAACUUCUAGCAUCACUGAUAGCUGAUAACUUCUAGCAUAACUGAUAGCUGAUAACUUCUAGCAUCACUGAUAGCUGAUAACUUCUAGCAUCACUGAUAGCUGAUAACUUCUAGCAUCACUGAUAGCUGAUAACUUCUAGCAUCACUGAUAGCUGAUAACUUCUAGCAUCACUGAUAGCUGAUAACUUCUAGCAUCACUGAUAGCUGAUAACUUCUAAAGAUAAAAUGGUUUUCAAAGACAGGGAUUCUGUUAUUCGUGUUAUCCUUUAUAUGGGUUCUUAGAGUAUUUCUAAUAUUGACAAUUAUUAUUUUGCUUCAAGUAAAGUUGCACAAAAUUGACUUUUAUCUGAAGACCAUUUUAGCAUGAUGCUAGAGAAAGUCUUAAAGUUAAAACUUCAAAAACAAUUGGCUUCAGCAUAUUUGCAGGUAAAUCUUUAUUUUAAAAGGACUUUUGGCUUGCCCUAUGUAACAUGGCUGUUUUGAUUUUAUUACUAUAUAUUGAAAUAUCUUACUGUAUCAUCUAUCAUCAUAAAAAAACAAUUCUAACUUCUAAGCAACAGAACUGAGCCAGUUUGUUGUAAAUUGGAUGUUGUAGAUGUCACUAAUGUUUUGUUGCAGCACUAAAAGCUUUGUAACAGUUUGUCUCACAAGUCUGAUACAGAAUAGGAUAAUGGUGGAUUAAAAAGUCAGUGCAAAAGAUAAUAUAAAAAGUAAGGAAGGGCA
This is a messenger RNA of Nematostella vectensis (starlet sea anemone), 6659 nucleotides long. RefSeq names its product cyclic nucleotide-gated channel cone photoreceptor subunit alpha. Gene Ontology annotation, molecular function: protein-containing complex binding; intracellularly cGMP-activated cation channel activity. The record is from RefSeq and is a predicted model, not a curated record. The transcript has 8 exons. Gene Ontology annotation, cellular component: intracellular cyclic nucleotide activated cation channel complex; plasma membrane. The coding region runs from base 765 to 4016 and encodes 1083 amino acids. Lineage: Eukaryota; Metazoa; Cnidaria; Anthozoa; Actiniaria; Edwardsiidae. Gene Ontology annotation, biological process: monoatomic cation transmembrane transport.